Messenger RNA from Bombus huntii, 6774 nucleotides. RefSeq lists its product as uncharacterized. Bases 466 to 1080 code for a protein of 204 amino acids. The record is from RefSeq and is a predicted model, not a curated record. Gene Ontology annotation, cellular component: extracellular region. Lineage: Eukaryota; Metazoa; Arthropoda; Insecta; Hymenoptera; Apidae. Gene Ontology annotation, molecular function: chitin binding. The transcript has 3 exons.
AAGCCUUGGUUCGCCUCCGGAUGGGACCAGAAUAUCAACAACACACUACGAUGACAUCGGCGUCGUGUCGUCGUUUCGCCGUGAACUAGAAGGUCGUUCGAGCGACUUUCUAGAGGAUGAUCCGUGAAGGGAGAAGACUUAUCUGUCGUGAAGGGAGAGCGGCACAGAUCGGAAUGGCAGGGAGUAAAGGAACAGAAGAGGUGGUCACAGUGUGUCGGUGUUUAACGUCGAACCAACGACCGAACAAACGCGCCUUUCCCCAGUCUUUCAUGUCUCGAGGACCGGUUACCAUCGUUGACUCCGUUGUCGGCCUCGUGUUCCGUGUUUCAUUAUUCGUGAUCGGUUGUUUCCUGUGACUCUUGUUGACGGUGUUGAGGAUGAGGUUGGUUCCUCGUCGAACCGUUGGGUCUUAGUUUCUAGAGCCUGUUGGAGGGUUUUGGGGACCAAGAGCAAACCGGAAGUACCAUGCGGGUGUUCGACAACCUCUGCGCGCUGGGAUACAUCGCGUUCCUUUUGUUGCUUAUCGAGAGUGUACGGGACAGCGAAAGCGGCAAAGUGUCGAAGAGGGCGAAACCAGUGGACCCAGACGCGGAGGACAGCCGCGACAACGAGGACUACUACUACGAGGACGUGGAAGAAAGAAAUAAUCCAACGAACGAGGCACCGGUUGUACCUCCUGGAUUUCUCAGCCCCUCUGUUCGCGAGUAUCUCGAUCUCGGGAAAUCGAUACCCGGUCGAGCAGGCACGGAUUAUCCAGUGCUUGGCAAAGUUCCCUACACGAAUUUCUACUGCGACGACCAGCCAUACCCAGGCUUCUUCGCGGACGUGGAAACAAGAUGCCAAGCGUGGCAUUACUGCGACAUAGACGGCCGCCAGGCGACCUUUCUUUGCCCAAAUGGUACACAAUUCAGUCAAGCAGUGUUCGUCUGCGAUUGGUGGUUCAACGUCAGAUGUGAACUCAGUCCCAAGUUGUACGCCAUCAACAGCCGUCUUUAUGGCAGACCCACGGAGAGUCCAACGAGACCACAUAGACUCAUCACUAAGGAGCUUCUUGAAAAUAUCUUCGUUAGACGGAAAUGAAGCUAAGAAGCGGAGGCUGCGUUCUCGUCUAUUGCCGACGUGACUGAUCGGUCGCAUCAUUAAUUCGUCUGGCAAAAAGGAAUGAAGAGGCUGCUCCAAGGAUUUGUUUCAUUGACGGAGAACCUGUCUGGAUAGACUUGUAUUUUCUUGGUAGAUAAGACGAUUGUGUCGACCGUUUUGCGAAUAGUUGGAACUGGGGAGCAGUGGAUACACAGAAAUGCCUUGUUAGCUGAUUGGGGUUCGAGAUCAUAUCUGGCCAGUUAACCAGGAUAAUAGUGUUACAGGAAAUCCUAAGAACUAUAGGAUUUCUUUAGAAUUUCUUUAGAAGAUGCACGAACUUGUACGUGUGCCUCUGUUAUCCCAAAUAUAGUCGAACGUAACUUGGAAACGCGCAAUUCUUACAAUGAGUAUAUGCAAUUGUUUCUUUCUAUCCAGUAUAAAUUCAGAAAACUAUCACGUCGAAGUUAAUUAGUUGUAUGUAGUUCUAUGUAUUCAUAGAGCUAAAAUAAAAUGUAUGGAUAAGUGCACAUUCUUUCACACUUUCAUACAGAUAGAGCACACGAAUUUUCGUUAUUGACGAUCCUUCGUCACAUGUACAAGUCGGGUCAUGUAGCAUCACUCUCCCAAUUAUAACAAGGCAGUCCUGUAUUUCUUUUUGAUCUACCUAUGUAACAUUGUAUGAGUGAAUGACGGUGAAUGUUAGCGUAGAAUAUCGAUAUAGCAAUCGCGGAUGUAAUUAAUAUAGAGACGAAUAGUCGAAAUAAGAUUAAAAAGGAUACGAUAGAAUUUGUUCGAAGUGCCACUAGGUUGGUUUAUAGGAUAAGCUGUUCGAUGAAGAAUGAGGCGGAGUUUGUUUAAAAACUAGAGGAAACGAUGGACAGUUUAAGUGCCACGAAUUCGACAGCACAUACCGCGGUGUCUGAUUUCGAAUUUCGUCCUGUUUCGUAGGAUGAUAGCACGCAGAUUCACGUUUUAAUAUGUGAAUUAUUAAGCGAGAUCAUUUGAUAAUUUUCAAGUUAUAAAUUAAAUCCGUGAUAUGUGUUAUUAAUGAUAAUAUAGUAACAUAUGUAAUAUUCAACGAAUUAUAACAGAAUUAUUUCGUAUCAUUUAGUUGGAACGAAAUUUCAAGCUCCUAGUACACCUGGACGUAAAGUCGUAUUAUCUGAAUAAAAAUCAUAAUUACUUAGAAUUAUGGUUACAUCGAUUGUUCAGAUAAAUGAAGUUUUAUCGGCAAAGAUAUCUGAAAUAAUAAACGAAAAAAGAAAACUAAUAAAAGACAUUUCAUAUGUUACACAAAAAGUCGAUAAAAUUACUUCACUGUAGUAAUUGAGCUACUCAAUAGUCAAGUAAUUGCUACCUGUAGUAACUAAGAUUUGCAAGCUAGCAUCCCAGAAGAGUAUACGAGAUUUUAAACAAGGACACUCUGGAUAAGAGCAUAUUACAAGUUGUGAAACACGCAAAUCAGUCGAUCAGUAAAAUCGUUCGCUUCGGAAAUCUGUUUGGUUGCUUCGAUCUAAUGGAUUAUCUUCAACAAUAGGAACGAUCUUUGAGUGAUGUGCACGCAAACUCUAUGUCAUUGGUACAAGAAACGACAUCCAUUUAAAAAACGCCGAGGUCAUAAAACCAGACGUACGCGCUCAGACAAUUGCGGUUCCUGUUCCUCAAACUCAAGAAAUCCAUCGUCGAACACUCCACCUUUCCAAAACUCGAAUAUCUUCGCAUGCAAACGCAAUCACACUUUUAACUACCCGUACCAUUCCAUUCCUUCUGUACAAAUUCACUGAAACAAUCUGAAGACAGACAAACCGUAACUCCAAUCGCAACAUUCUUAUUGGAUUAAAUUCCAUCGGAGACGAUGUACUCGAGCCGAGAUAAAAUCAAAACGUACUUCACUCGUAAAUAUAAACGACGAAAGACGAAAAGAAUGAAAGAAAGAAAGGCUCGAUGAGCACCGCUGCGUCAGUAGAAGCGAAGAGUCUUGAAGAAGGACGAUCGCUCGCGAUCUUUCUUCCCUUCCACUAACUCGACGCGGAAGAAGACGGCGCUUCAAUCCUCGGUGCGGUUCUUAAUCGUUGAUGAGAUCGCAUUUGGGACGAGGUACAUCCCUCCUUCGUUCUCUCUACGUCAUGAAAAUAAAGAGCGAUGCCAGUGCACUGGUCGAUCUUUACGGCGGAGGUAGUCGAGUUUUCCCCGGUCAGGUAAUAAUACGCGAGACGAGCUCACCUGUACGGGGAUUUAACGAACAGCGCUGUUCGAUCCAUCUUGGAUCGAGACUCCCCGCGAUACUUCGCAUCGUAAACAGAGAACUUCGUUAUACACGUGUGCUUAAGCCGUGGAUACGCUCUGAGCUGUUCUUCGAUUGGCAACGGAUGACUAGACUUUCACGAUUUGGGAUUUUUAACUUGACAACUUGGUAGAGACGAGUUAAAUAGUCGGUGAAAUUGUUGAUCUUCGUGGAUGCACUAGCGGCUCGAUUUAGGAAUUUCUUAUUAUUUUACGUGUUUCAUCGUUUCUGUUGACGUUAGAGAACGGACAACUCUGACGGAGGAAAAAGUUUACAGUGGUCCGUGUAAACUUAUAAUAUGAAACAGAUGGUCGUAAUUUUGGGAACAUUAUCGCUCUGGAUGUAUAGUAAUUGUUUUUCUAUAUUUCUCGAGUUUAUAUUCGUUUCUCUUCGUUUGUAGUUUAAAAUGAACGUAUUAAUGAAAUUUUUGCGUUACUCCUAAUUAAUUCCCGACAAAUGGCUAUCCGUUCCAAACGAUAUUGGCUAGCGUAUAAUAAAAUCAUAUGAAAUAAAAUUGCCGCAAGUAUGUGGAAAUUGUUUUUCAUAUUUUUUUCCAUUACACUCUCUUCGCUUUAUUUGCAGUGUAAAAUAAACGUAUCGAUGAAAUUUUUAUAUUAUUUCUAACUAGUUCUCGACAAAUGGCUAUCCGUUCCAAACGAUAUUCGCUGGCGUAUAAUAAAAUCAUAAUCACGUAUUGUACGAUUUCAACAUAUAGACACGAAAGUUUCCAUCUGUUAAUCACCAGCGACCGUAAUGGCGGUGAAUCUGUUAAAUCCCACAAAGAACGUCAGGCUAUAUCGAACUGUUUCCCCAGAGUUGUGAACUCCGUCGAAUCCAUGGUGAUUAUUCGCUUAAACAACGAACCACGCGCGCGCAUCCAUUCGAUCAGCUUAUGUCUUACAAUCGCGCGCGGCUACUGCGUAAUUGCAUCGCGUUCGCCCCAAGGCCUGACGCUUCGCUUAGCAACGAACCAAUUGACGAUCGGUCAUACGUGCAACAAUUGCGAUUACACGUGGAACGAUCGCGAUUAUACGCGCGAUAAUGGACCCGGGAAAUUGUUGUGCCACGGCAAACAACUCGACGCGGCUCUGCGUUAUCGUGAAAACGCUACCGAACAAGCAAACACAGGGCUGCGAUAUGGUCAAAGGGGAUGGUUUUCACAGUGGUAUUUUUUGAUCCUCUUGUUUUUCCACUCUUCCUCGAUUGGUUCAUAGUCACUUUUCCGGGGAACUGACUUUGCUUUGGAAAAGUUAUGCUUCCUUCUCUAUGAACUUUUUGAUUUAUAAUGAUUAUUGAGUAACGCAGGUUAUUGAAAAAUUGAAAAGGGUAGUAUUUUUACGAAGGUUUGUUUCUUGAUCCUCUUUCGCUCGAUCUCUGGCGAUUUUUUAGUCAAUGAAUUUACAGGAAAAAUUAUAGUUCCAAAAGUGUUAACUCCUUUACGAAAGAAUCGUCGAGUUGUACAAGCCUCAAUAAAUGAUCGAAGAGAGUAAGUUUCACGGAGCUCUCACUCCUGAUCGUCUACGUUCGUCGAAUUUGCAAGAAUGAUAGUUCUUCUUGUAUUAGAGAAUUGUUAAAGCGUCCAAUAUUAUAGACCCCAGAAACUAAUACAAGAAGAACUGUAAAUUCACCUGUAAAUGUUCUAACAUUACAAACGAAAAUUACGUGUACGUAUAAUAAAUUUUCCUAAUAAAUAAUUCCUCGAUAUAUUCCACACGAUAUCGUCCGAUUUCUAAAAGGUUCGAUAUCAAUACAAAAUAUUGAAGUUCCAAAAUUAACGAACUUCCAAAAAUUAGAGUUAAUUACUUUGGCUUCUGAAUGCCUCGUUCUUCCACGAUGAAUUAACCGAGUUAAUCGAAGUUGGAAAAGAAAAAGAAAAAAAAAAGGAAGAAGGAAGAAAAUAAGAUAUAUCGUUACGAAACAAACAGUUAAUUUACCAUGAUUGUCUGUCAAUCGUCGAUCAUAACGUUUCAUCGUCAAUGCACUUAAAUCACAAUAGGCUACUGAUAGACGGCGGAACGAAUGAGAAAAGAGGAGAGAAAAGGAACAAAGGCGAAGCAACAUUGUUCGCGCGGCGGUAUGGCCAAAAGUCAACGCUUUCAAGAAUCGAUAUCCGCUAAUAGAAUUGUGCACGCGAGCCGAACGAAAUACGACAACAGCAAGUUUGCUGGCAAUUAAUAAUAACGUGUCGUUCGUUUGUGUCCACGGUUUGUCUCCUGAAAACCAUCGUCGCGCAUUUCUCGUUUCAUCGACUCCGUCGUUUCGACUCCGAUCGAUCGUACUUGUGUCUGGCUCAUUGUAAUAGUGAGACGAUAUUAACGAUCAUGCUGAUCUCUCUUUUUAGAGAGACGAUGAUCACGACAAAAUGGUUUAUUUAUGAAAAGUUCGAACUUAUUUGCGAAGAAAAAAAGGACAGUUUGUAGCUGUAUGUACGGUGAUAAGCAGAUAUGCAUAGGGGAAAUUCUCGUGCAAAUUUCAGCUGAUAUGGAUUUACAUUUAUUGUACGAAAUAAAGACUUUGAAAAAAAGUUGGUUACAUUGUUACAACGAAAAGGGAAGAAAACAGCAACGAGCAGGCUAUAGAGUUUUAUGCAAAUUCGUAUUUUCAUAAACCUGAAUGAUUAGACAAAUUAUCUGAAUGUGAGUGAAAAUUUAUUUCAGCCACUGAAUAUUAUGUUAUGUACUGUACUUUCUAUAUUUUGUAUAUUUUUGCAUUAUGUACAUUUUUGUAGUCCUAAAUUUCCUAUAGUGAAAUGCAUAAAAAUCCACAGUCUGUUAAUGAGUUUAUAAAAAUUCAAUUUCGAUUAAACAUCGACGAAUAAUCGACUAGAAACGAUCGAGCAGGUACAUUUAUCUACUUAACCUUUUUUUCCUACCACUAACCGAAUCAAACCUAACGCAGCGAACCACGAAUCGGACAAAAAUUAUUAUCAGUCUGAAUAUUUUUUAUAAAAAAGCAACACAGAAAUGAGUAUGUAGAUAUAAAAUUGGAGGGCAGAGAUUGCCAUAUAACACAUUAUCAUCAGGUUAUUACUUAAAUCGAAUUUAUUUUUCGAUAAAAUCGGGGCAUUAUUGAAAUGGCUGCUAAAGCUGCAAGUACGUAUUAAUGUACAGUUUUUUUUUUUUUUUUUUUUUUUUUAGAUAGAUCUUCCGUGAUUUUUAUAAUUAAAAAAAUGGAGAGGAGAAAAACAUAUUCUUUUUCUUUUUUGCGUGCACCACCCAAUGAAAAAAUAUUUUCUGUGUACAUAAUAUAAAUACGAUUUAGUCGAACUGAUAAGUAGCCAUGCGACAAGGACUGUGUAUACCGUGCUAUAUAGUUAAGCGAACGAAUCAUCGCGGCUGUAACGAAAUAAUCUGACAGGAAAUGUAAACGUAAUUAAGAAUUCUGGAAAUAAACUGUAUGCGUGAGCAUGA